GGAGAGAGAGAGAGAGAGAGGUUGGUCUCUCACUUAACUAACAAAACAGCAGCAGAUCUGCGGACAUAAACAAAUGCACGCAGGCUGUCUGUCCCUCCACCUGCCGUGGGAGACACUUUGAUGAUCGCAGUAGGUUAAAUUAACCGGAUUACAGAGAACCUCGCUCUGCUUUAUUUUAGCGUAGACCUCCGACGAUAUCUAUGUAUUAUUUGGACUGAAAUAAGGCAAAAAUGACGGAGCUGAGACGGCGAGGAGGAGGAGGAGACCCCGACACCACUGAAAACAUCAGUGACAAGGAAGCAGAUGGAGAUGACAAGCUCCUUUUUCCUGGUGAGGGGGAAGGAGAACUAGAGGGCGACUCCAAAGCAGACACACCAGACGUGCCACCUUCCACAGAUAACACUCCACAGUGUCUCAACAAAGCCCUAGAGGGCUUGUCAUCUAGGUGGAAGAACUGGUGGAUAAGAGGCAUAUUGUCAUUGACCAUGAUCAUUGGCUUCUUUCUUAUCAUCUAUUUGGGACCCAUUAUGCUUAUAUUAGUGGUUAUGGGUGUUCAGAUCAAGUGUUUUCAUGAGAUUAUAACCAUUGGCUACAGAGUUUACCAUUCGUAUCAUCUACCAUGGUUUAGGACUCUUAGCUGGUACUUCUUGAUUUGUGUGAACUACUUCUUUUAUGGUGAGACAGUGGCUGAUUAUUUCGGCGCACUCGUCCGAAGGGAGGAACCUUUGCAGUUCCUUGUGCGUUAUCAUCGGUUUAUUUCCUUUGCACUGUAUUUAUCAGGUUUCUGCAUGUUUGUACUGAGUUUAGUGAAGAAACAUUACCGCCUGCAGUUUUAUAUGUUUGCUUGGACCCAUGUGACCUUGUUGAUUGUGGUAACUCAGUCACAUCUGGUUAUUCAGAACCUGUUUGAGGGAAUGAUCUGGUUUAUUGUUCCCAUCUCUAUUGUGAUCUGUAAUGACAUCAUGGCCUACAUAUUUGGCUUCUUUUUUGGAAGAACUCCACUGAUUAAGCUCUCCCCAAAGAAGACCUGGGAAGGAUUCAUUGGAGGAUUCUUUGCAACAGUGGUCUUGAGUUUCUUUUUUGCGUACCUGCUAUCCCAGUACCAGUACUUUGUUUGUCCAGUAGAAUACAACAGUGAGACAAACCGCUUUGCAGUGGAGUGUGAGCCCUCAAAUCUGUUCAUGAUUCAGGAAUACACACUUCCUGCAAUGGUGCAAAAUGCAGUUAGAUGGAAAACGGUGAACCUUUACCCAUUUCAGAUCCACAGUAUUGCGCUCUCUACAUUCGCCUCUCUGAUCGGGCCAUUUGGUGGAUUCUUUGCCAGUGGCUUCAAACGAGCUUUCAAGAUUAAAGACUUUGCAGACACCAUUCCUGGUCAUGGUGGAAUAAUGGAUCGUUUUGACUGUCAGUAUCUGAUGGCAACAUUUGUUCAUGUUUACAUAACAAGUUUUAUCAGGGGGCCGAACCCCAGUAAGGUUUUACAGCAGUUGCUUGUCCUGCAACCAGAGCAGCAGCUCGGCAUCUUCAAUACACUACGCAACCACUUACGAGAAAAGGGCAUGCUGCCCCCUGCUGUGGAGGAAGCCCAAUAACAGAUGUCUCCAGCUGGUGUCCUGUUGAACUCAGUAAGCAUUCACCCAGGAGUGUGAAGGCACAAGCACACUCCCAACCGACCUGGAGCUCCCAUUCAGUGAGAGAGAGUGACACCCGCUGCAAACCAAACUCUCACAUUUAACCCAUUAGAAACUCACCAAAUGAAGGAGCAAAAUGACCACAAGGGGGCGACAAGGUUCUCUUAACAUCAGAGGUCUUCCAAUCAACAACCAUGCUAAAUAAAAGAUUCAAGCACAUGGUAAGUGAAUGUAUAGCACUACAGGAAAGGGGAUGACAUUGUACAGAUUUUGUGAUUCUGGCCUGGUCUGCAAAGUCAACAACUCAUGGUGGUGGCUUUAAGUUUUUGAGAUGCCAUAAUACUCAUGGUUAACCUUUAAAUGUGAGUUUAAUUUUAACAGGGGUCCUAAACUCAAAGCAUUACAAAACAGUGAGUCUAAAACAGAAGCAUGUCUGUAAGUCUUACUGUUACUGCUUAAAAUAGCCAUGUUCCCUUUCCCAUGAAUCAGUGUGUUUGUGUGAGUGUGUACAUAUCAUCAUAUGUAUUAUUGUACAUAGAUAUUAUACACUAGAUCACAUAUAGAGAGAGAUUAUACAUUUAUUAAUAUAAUAUAUAAGGCUUAACAAAUUCUAUAAAAUAGUAAGUUAGUAAAAUAUGCAACCAGACCUAAACUUGUCUUAUUUUCUUUAAUCUAGCAUGAGAGAAACAGCCUUUUUGAGAAGGUGAUUUGUGUUCCCCUCCGUGACCAUAGGUUUUAGUUGCACUGUAACUACACGAGUCGAAAGAUUCAAUUCGCUUUUCAGGUUUUAAUAUCAAAAAGCACUGGUGCUUUGAGUAGAUAUCCAAUAAUUGAAAAAUUUUAUUAUUUUUUUAUUAUUAUAGUAUAUUUUAGUAUCCUCCUUGAAAUAUUGUUUUUAGCUACGCAUUUUUAAAAACCUUACUUUUUAUUUUAAUUUGUUGAAAUCUUACUGAAUUCUUUACCAAACAAAUGUGUAGCCAAGCACUGUCAAUUUUGCUGUGAAAAUAAAAAAAAACUAAAUAUCACACCACAAUUAACAUUGUCAAAUGCUACAAUCUUGCAGUAGAAAACAAUCCUAUAAAAGAUUGAACAAAUUAGAUCUUGAUUUAGGCACUACAGGAUUACUACAGGUUAUCAUCACACUUUUUUAGGCUUUUAGUUAAAAGAAGUAGAUUUGUAAUAACCUGUGACCAUCGCCCUAAUUACAAAUCGGGGCUCAGUCAUGUAGUUUGGGACCAGUUUUCGAUGGGUGUAUUGUAAAACUUAAAAGAAAAAGACAAGUGUGACCCCUUACCUUAUUCAUUCCUGUCUGCAAUAGGUUUACAUGUUUCUUUCCUUCACAUCUGCUGUCCAGUAGAUGCAGUCAAAUGAGAAUCUUGUGAUUGUAGUAAUAUGAAUCCUAUCAGACCAAAAAGAGAGUGCACUUCCAGUUGUCUAUAGCUUAUUUUGUGGAUGUCACGAUAUUGUAUUAGUAAUUUAGUUUUUUGAGAGCUGCUGUACAAUUUAAGUUGUAAUGUUGCCCAACAUAAUAAUGUGCAAGCUUGCACUGUUAAGAAGUUUCACUGAAAAUGGGUUUCAAAUGACAUGCUCAUCAUGGUUUUUGUUAUUUGUGGUUUUAAAAAAUGGGAACUUUUAUUUAUGUCCGUUUUGAUUUUCUGAUUAUUUUUUUUUUUAAAUACAAUUUUUCAGUAGUAAAUAUUUACCAGAAGAUAAAGAAAGUAAUAAGUUAUGGGCAAUACUGGUGGAAUAAGUAAGAAUUAUUGUGAUAUUACCCUUGGUGAAUAAACUUCACUUUUGACUUUC
Carassius carassius (crucian carp) is the source of this 3434-nucleotide messenger RNA. RefSeq names its product CDP-diacylglycerol synthase (phosphatidate cytidylyltransferase) 1 (gene cds1). Bases 231 to 1592 code for a protein of 453 amino acids. Gene Ontology annotation, molecular function: phosphatidate cytidylyltransferase activity. Gene Ontology annotation, cellular component: endoplasmic reticulum membrane. The transcript is spliced from 13 exons. The record is from RefSeq and is a predicted model, not a curated record. NCBI's taxonomy places the organism in Eukaryota, Metazoa, Chordata, Actinopteri, Cypriniformes, Cyprinidae.